This is a messenger RNA of Dovyalis caffra, 2184 nucleotides long. The record is from the annotation of a GenBank genome assembly. Lineage: Eukaryota; Viridiplantae; Streptophyta; Magnoliopsida; Malpighiales; Salicaceae.
AUGCAAGCUUUGAGUGUUUGGCCGUUGGGUGGUGGCUCAUGUGUAGUGCGUCACUUGGAGUUUGAGGUUGAUUCUUCUUGUUAUUUAAGUACUAGGUGGAGGAGUAAGAGAUGGGGUCUUGUUAACACUAUUUUUCAUGCUGCAAGUUCUGGUUGUUUUAUGGUUUCUGGCAAUUCGAGGUAUAAUAGAAGUGAGACUUGUUGUGGGAGCUUGAAAUUUGGUGUGAAAAGUGGGUUUUCCUCCAAGUGUUCAAAGAUUAAAUAUGUUUGCUUCUGUGAGCCAAAGGAAGGCUCUUUUGGUUCGUCCCUGGCUUUGGCUUCGACAUUGGAGCAACAAGAAAUUGAGGAUGAGUUUCAUAGAGUAGACUCAAGUUCAGAUGAUUGGUCAUCUAUGAAACAUGAGAGGGAUAAUAGUGAUAAUGAUUUCGACAGAAAUGAUGAUAGUAGUGAUGAAGGACAAAAUAGCGAAGUAGAUUUUGGAAGUGAGGGAAAAGAAGUUGGGGAAGAUCAGGAUCGAAAGAUUGAUGUCCGUGCGCUUGCUCAGAGCUUACAUUUUGCGAAAACAGUUGAUGAUAUAGAAGAGGUUCUAAAGGACAAGGGUGAAUUGCCAGUUCAAGUGUACUCAUCCAUGAUUAGGGGUUUUGGCUGGGACAAGAAAAUGGAGCUUGCAUUAGCUUUCGUUGAGUGGCUCAGGAGAAAAAAGAAACAGAUGGAUGGGGUUGUUCCAAAUGUGGUAACUUAUAACAUUUUGAUGGUUAUCUACGUCAAGCAAGGACAAGCUAAAAAGGGCCUUGAUGUUCUCGAAGAGAUGCGUAGGAAGGGUUUUGCCCCAUCUGCAGCAUCCUAUUCUUCUGCUUUGUUGGCUUAUCGACAAAUGGAAGAUGGGAAUGGAGCUCUCAAGUUCUUUUUAGAAAUAAAAGAGAAGUAUCUGAAAGGGGAAAUAGGAAAGGAUGCUGAUGAAGAUUGGCAAAAGGAAUAUGUUAAACUUGAAAACUUCACAAUUCGUGUUUGCUACCAGGUUAUGAGGCGGUGGCUUGUGAGGCAUGAAAACUUGAACACCAACGUGUUGAAGCUACUUACAGAUAUGGAUAAGGGCGGGCUUCAACCUGUUAGGACAGAUUAUGAGCGCCUUGUGUGGGCUUGUACCCGUGAAGAACAUUAUGUCGUUGCAAAAGAAUUGUACAUUAGGAUUAGAGAAAGGUGCUCUGAUAUAAGCUUAUCAGUCUGCAACCAUGUGAUUUGGUUAAUGGGAAAGGCUAAGAAGUGGUGGGCUGCCUUGGAGAUUUAUGAGGAUUUGUUAGACAAGGGUCCAGAGCCAAAUAACCUUUCAUAUGAAUUGAUUGUCUCAUACUUUAAUGUCCUACUUACUGCAGCUAAGAAGAGAGGAAUUUGGAGAUGGGGUGUCAGAUUGCUAAACAAGAUGGAAGAGAAAGGCCUUAAGCCAGGAAGUAGGGAAUGGAAUGCAGUUCUUGUCGCAUGUUCCAAGGCUUCAGAAACAGCAGCUGCUGUUCAGAUAUUUAGAAGAAUGGUUGAGCAAGGUGAAAAGCCUACAGUUAUCUCCUAUGGCGCACUUCUUAGUGCCCUUGAAAAGGGUAAACUGUACGACGAGGCUUUCCGUGUAUGGGAGCAUAUGCUUAAGGUGGGUGUCAAGGCUAACGUGUAUGCCUACACUAUUAUGGCUUCAGUUUUCACUGGACAAGGUAAUUUUAGACUGGUUGAUGCAAUAAUUAAUGAAAUGGUUUCAACUGGCAUUGGGCCAACUGUUGUUACAUAUAAUGCAAUAAUCAGUGGUUGUGCCCGUAAUGAUAUGAGCAGUGCAGCAUAUGAAUGGUUUCACCGCAUGAAAGUCCAGAACAUCUCACCAAAUGAAAUCACUUAUGCCAUGCUGAUUGAGGCUCUUGCGAAGGAUGGCAAACCGAAACUUGCGUACGAUUUGUAUCUGAGGGCUCAAAAUGAGGGCCUUAAACUCUCUCCGAAGGCUUUUGAUGCAGUUAUGCAUUCCUCUCAUGCUUAUGGGGCUACUAUUGACACAAGUGCUUUAGGACCCCGGCCACCAGAUAGAAAGAAGAAAGUUCCAAUCAGGAAAACUUUGACUGAAUUCUGUAAUUUGGCUGAUGUUCCACGAAGAAGCAAGCCUUUUAGCAAGAAGGAAGUUUAUGCCUCACGAGUAGAAGGAGAACAAUGA